Marmota monax (woodchuck) is the source of this 1342-nucleotide messenger RNA. It is a transcript of the gene Odaph, whose product is annotated as odontogenesis associated phosphoprotein. The transcript has 3 exons. The record is from RefSeq and is a predicted model, not a curated record. Gene Ontology annotation, biological process: positive regulation of enamel mineralization. NCBI's taxonomy places the organism in Eukaryota, Metazoa, Chordata, Mammalia, Rodentia, Sciuridae. Bases 1 to 282 code for a protein of 93 amino acids.
AUGGCUCACAGACCCUGCUUCUCCUCCUGGUCAUUGGUCUGCUGGUUGGUAGUAGCUGUGGCAGAAGGACAAGAAGAGGUUGUCACCCCACCAGGAGGCUCACAACAUAUAAACCCUACAGACUGCCAGAUCUUCACACUCACCCCUCCACCCACCACGAGGAAUCCGACAACAAGGGUCCAGCCCAUUACUAGGACACCUAGAUAUUUCCUUGGAAGAAAUCUCCAGAGUGAAAGUUCAUCUGAAGAAAGCAGAGAGAAAAGAGAAGCCAAAAUAUACUGAAGCAAAAAGAGCCAAUGCCUCCAAAAACAUGAAAAUAUUUUUGCUAUCUCUUUCAAAACCAAAAUUAUUGGAUUAGAAGAUAAAGUAAACUAAAUAAUAUUGACUAGAAAUUGUCAUCAAUGAAGAUAUUGGAUUUGAGUUGUUUUUGUUUGCAAAAUAGGACAGUAACUACAUCAUUAUUAACCUACAGGAAAUUAAUGAAAACAAAAUCUUCAAAUGGGCUGUUCCAAUAAUUCCUAUUCAUACCAAGAUUCCAACUGAACUAGACUCCUCUUCUAAAUUAGAGUGAAGAGUAUUUAAAAAGGGAUAAUUAUGAACCAAAUGAAGACAUUAAGAUCCUCUUUUUUAUGUUCAUUAGGUGAAGUUUGCAAGGUGCAACAAUUGAACUUUAAAAGAAAUUAUAAAGAUUAAAGCAAAAAAAAAGGUUUGGGGAAUCGGACUAUAGAUAAUACUUUAUAAUCAUAAACUGAAUUAUCUAGCUCAAAUAAUUAUUUUUAACUGAAGUUUCCAAAUUUAUCUUAAUGUUAACUUUUAAGCAAAUGAUGUGAUUCAUUUUAUAAGUAUCUUACUGUUUCUUUUGUUGUCAUAAUAUAAACACUAGUUGAAAAAUUUUUCCUCAAACUUUCAACACAGACCCAUGCUCAAUGCCUUGAUUAAAGGAACUCUGCAGACAAAGUUCACUCAGUGAUGGAAAUUUGUGUUCUCAGGUGCAAUUUGAGAAAUGAAUCAGAUUGCAUUCAUUGGCUGGUUUUUUUUUUAACUGAAAAAUAUCACCUCUUGUUUGUGCCACUCAUCUUGCCUGUAGGAACUUGUGCUUUGCAUAUAUGGCCAAUGACUUACUUGUUCCUCUCAAGAACUGCUGCUACUAUUGCUACAAAGUAAAAAAGAAAUAACACAAGACAAUAGAAUUCUGGGAAUGGAUGCCUAGGAAAAGGAGAGAGAGAUUUAAAAAAAAAAUCAUACUGUGUUUCCUCGCUAUAUUGAAUGAUAAAAGAAGAAAGAUAUUUCUUUCACUCACUUCAUGGCAAAUAUUAUUUAUAAGAAGAGAUAUUUACUUGAA